Molecule: messenger RNA, 408 nt
Organism: Acanthoscelides obtectus
Lineage: Eukaryota; Metazoa; Arthropoda; Insecta; Coleoptera; Chrysomelidae
Source: the annotation of a GenBank genome assembly
AUUAUGUAGUCACAUUAAAAAGUCGAUUAUUAUUAUUUUAGCCUAACAAAGAUUCAUCGUCUGAUGCUAAUCGGCACUCAAUUUCGAGUUGGUCUAUAGUUUCUUCGGAUGUUGAUAAACUGGAAACACCAGAUGACACUACCUUCCUGUUCUUCAGAUCAGCAAUAUUCUAGCUCUGGUUCUAAAGGAGUGUCACUUUCUCGCCAAUCCUCAAUAAUAGAAUCAUUUUCAACAAUUAGGUCAUUUUCAGAUGGUGGUGGAAAAGCUGGAAAAAUCACCAAUGCUAUCAUAUUCAUGAUCGCAAAAGACAACUUGCCCUUAAACACUGUACAAAAAGAAGGUUUCAAAUAUUUCAUGAAAACACCACAAACCUUUAUACCAUGUACCCGAUCGCAAAACACUAUCUAA